Molecule: messenger RNA, 2458 nt
Organism: Cuscuta campestris
Lineage: Eukaryota; Viridiplantae; Streptophyta; Magnoliopsida; Solanales; Convolvulaceae
Source: the annotation of a GenBank genome assembly
AGCCAGAAAUAUUUGAAAAUCAAAAUGUACUUCAGCAGCUUCGAUGGAGUUAUGGAGGCAAUUAGGAUAAGCUGCGCUGGGUUCCCCACUCGGAAGCCAUUUGACGAAUUUGUUAAUCGUUUUCGUAUCCUUGUCCCCGAGAUUAUGACCGACAGUAACAAUGAGAUCGCCGUUUGCAAAAGCAUUUUAGAGAAGGCUGGUCUCAAAGGUUAUCAGAUUGGUAAAACAAAGGUGUUUCUUAGAGCUGGUCAGAUGGCAGAUUUAGAUGCUCACAGAAAUGAGGUCCUUGGAAGGUCUGCAUGCACUAUCCAGAAAAAUGUCCGCACAUAUUAUACCCGCAAAAGUUUUAUCAUGUUGCAGGGUUCAGCAAUAGGAAUCCAGGCUGUGUGCAGAGGUCAACUUGCACGCAGCCUCUAUGAGCGCAAGAGGAAGGAAGCAGCUUCUUUGACGAUUCAGAAGUAUGGACGAAUGCAUCUUUCAAGGACAGCUUAUAUAUUGUUGUGGAAUUCAGCUGUUUCCAUACAGACUGUGUUGCGCCAAAGGGCUGCACGUAACGAGCUUAAAUAUAGAAAAGAAACAAAAGCAGCCAUCUUAAUUCAGAGACAUGGCCGUGGACACUUCGCACACCUUCAUUACAGGAUGGUGGUAAAAGCUGCAAUUGCAACACAAUGUGCAUGUAGGGUAACACUUGCCCGAAGAGAACUAUACGCGCUCAAAAUGGCAGCAAAGGAAGCAGAUGCUCUGCAAAAACAAGUGGAAGAGCUCACCCAGCAAUUGCAAGUGGAGAAGCGCAUGAGGGUUGAAAUGGAGGAAUGCAAAACACAUGAAAUUUCCAAACUACAGUCUGCUUUAGAAAAAAUGCAGUUUCAACUAGAAGAAUCCAAGAAGAUGAACAUGCAGGAACAAAGGAUUGAAAAUAUUGAUGAAAAGGUGCUUGUUGCAAAAGAGGUCAAGGUCGAUAAUCGUGAUGAUCACGAAAUGAUCAAUAAGCUUACUGCUGAAAAUGUGAAGCUUAAGGCUUUGGUUACCUCAUUGGAGAGUGAAAUUGAUGAGACAAACAAACUUAGUGAAGAACGAUUGAAGCAGGUUAUGGAGGCGGAAUCCAAAGUGAUCGAAUUAAAGACCGACAUGCAGAGAAUUAAUGAGAAGCUUUCUGAUAUGGAAACUGAAGUCCACAUACUCAGGCAAGAAGCUUUAUUGAAUCCGGGGUCCAAAAGAACGUCAGAACAUCUAACAGUAUCACAUGAGCUUUCAGAGAAUGGUCUUCAAGAAUCUGAAACACUAUCACCUAACGAACAUGGCGCAGAAUCAGAUAAGCAGCUGAGUAGAACCCAAAACGAGAGGCAGCGGGAGAAUGUCGAUACUAUUAUCAAAUGUGUCUCUGGAGAUCUUGGGUUCAGUAAGGGAAAACCAGUUGCAGCAUUUACAAUAUACAAAUGCCUUCUUCACUGGAAAUCCUUUGAAGCAGAGAAAACUAAUGUUUUUGACCGUCUAAUUCAGAUGAUUGGUACUGCUAUAGAGGAUGAGACGGACAAUAAUCACAUUGCAUAUUGGCUAUCAAACACAUCUAUGUUAUUGUUUCUGCUCCAAAAGACACUAAAGGCGUCUGCUUCAAGUCAACCUCAAACUUCCCAGCCAACAUCUUUUUUUGGAAGGAUGUUCAGGUCAUCAUUUACUUCAUCCAGCCUUUCAAUUCGGGGACUUGAUGGCAUCCAACUGGUUGAAGCAAAGUAUCCUGCUUUGCUAUUUAAGCAACAGCUCACUGCCUAUGUAGAAAAGAUAUAUGGAAUUCUAAGAGAUAACAUGAAAAGGGAUCUUUCACAACUACUUACGUCAUGUAUUCAGGUUCCUCAAACAGAAAAUGAAAACUCAACAAUAAGUCCAUGGCAAAGCAUCAUUGGGAGCCUUAAUGGACUUCUCACUGCACUGAAAGGAAAUUAUGUGUUUCCAUUUCUUAUCCAGAACAUUUUUGCCCAAAUCUUCUCUCAUAUGAAUGUACAGUUAUUUAACAACCUCCUUUGCAAAGAAGGCUGUUGCAACAAAAGAGUAUGUGGGCUCCUCUUGGGAUGAGUUAAAGCAUGUAAGGCAGGCUGUAGGAUUCUUGGUUCUCCAGGAUAAAGAGAAAGUUUCCUAUGAUGACCUAACAACUGACUUGUGCCCUGUUUUGAGUAGCCAACAGCUUUAUAGAAUAUGUACCAUAUGUUCAGAUGAGAACAAUACUAAAACCGUGUCCUCAGAUGUAAUUUCACACAUUAAGGUACUAGCAUCAUCAGAGGAUUCAGAAGACACCGACAGAAACUAUUCAUAUGCCUUGGAUGAGAAUUUGAGCAUCCCUUUCUCAGCAGAUGGCCUUAACAUCUCCCUCAAGGAUAUUGAUUUCAUUGGGGUAAAACCUGCUGAGGAACUCCUUGAGAAUCCCGCCUUUGAAUUUUUACGCGAAUAAUUAAGGCAGUGGCUU